CCCCGGUCUCUUGUCACAAGUCGGCUCGUGCUCGUCCACUUUAAUCACAUCGCACCUUUUUUCCCGUGAAACCUUCGCACCCAUCAUGAGGGAGAUCGUGCACAUCCAGGCCGGCCAGUGUGGUAACCAGAUCGGUGCCAAGUUCUGGGAAGUGAUCAGCGACGAGCACGGCAUCGAUCCCACUGGGACGUACCACGGAGACAGCGACUUGCAGCUGGACAGGAUCAGCGUCUACUACAACGAGGCCACAGGAGGUAAAUAUGUUCCCAGGGCCAUUCUUGUGGAUUUGGAGCCCGGGACCAUGGACUCUGUGAGGUCUGGACCUUUUGGGCAAAUCUUCAGACCUGACAAUUUCGUCUUUGGCCAGAGUGGUGCUGGAAACAACUGGGCCAAGGGUCACUACACAGAGGGGGCCGAGUUGGUGGACUCGGUCCUGGAUGUGGUCCGUAAAGAGUCCGAGAGCUGUGACUGCCUGCAGGGCUUCCAGCUCACCCACUCUCUUGGAGGUGGGACUGGAUCUGGAAUGGGAACCCUCCUCAUCAGCAAGAUUCGUGAGGAGUACCCAGACCGAAUCAUGAAUACCUUUAGCGUGGUGCCUUCCCCCAAGGUGUCGGACACGGUGGUAGAACCCUACAACGCCACCCUAUCAGUACAUCAGCUUGUAGAGAACACAGAUGAAACUUACUGCAUUGACAACGAGGCUCUGUAUGACAUUUGCUUCCGCACACUGAAGCUGACCACACCCACCUAUGGUGACCUGAACCACCUGGUCUCUGCCACCAUGAGCGGUGUCACCACAUGCCUGCGAUUCCCAGGCCAGCUCAAUGCUGAUCUCCGCAAAUUGGCUGUCAACAUGGUGCCUUUCCCUCGUUUGCACUUCUUCAUGCCAGGCUUUGCACCCCUGACCAGCCGGGGCAGCCAACAGUACCGCGCCCUGACCGUUCCCGAGCUCACCCAGCAGGUGUUUGACGCCAAGAACAUGAUGGCUGCGUGCGAUCCUCGUCACGGCCGCUAUCUGACCGUCGCCGCUGUGUUCCGAGGCCGCAUGUCCAUGAAGGAGGUCGACGAACAAAUGCUCAACGUUCAGAACAAGAACAGCAGUUACUUUGUUGAAUGGAUCCCCAACAACGUCAAGACCGCCGUCUGUGACAUUCCACCUCGUGGCCUUAAGAUGGCUGUCACCUUCAUAGGCAACAGCACGGCCAUCCAGGAGCUGUUUAAGCGCAUCUCUGAGCAGUUCACAGCCAUGUUCCGCCGCAAGGCCUUCUUGCAUUGGUACACAGGUGAAGGUAUGGAUGAGAUGGAGUUCACGGAGGCAGAGAGCAACAUGAACGACCUGGUGUCUGAGUACCAGCAGUACCAGGAUGCUACUGCUGAAGAGGAGGGCGAGUUUGAGGAGGAGGCUGAAGACGAUGCUUAAAGAUCAAGAUGUGAAGAUGAAGAACACAAAGCCAAAAUGAAACUUUCAAUGGAACAAACCACAAAUAACCAAGAAACCAUGUUGGUGUCAAUAGCAUUACUAGGAUUCAACGUUAGCUUCCAGUAGUUUUCUCCUGUCAUUAAGUACAAAUAAACCAGUCAAACGCAAA
Nothobranchius furzeri (turquoise killifish) is the source of this 1589-nucleotide messenger RNA. It is a transcript of the gene tubb5, whose product is annotated as tubulin, beta 5. Gene Ontology annotation, biological process: microtubule cytoskeleton organization; mitotic cell cycle. Gene Ontology annotation, cellular component: microtubule; cytoplasm. The record is from RefSeq and is a predicted model, not a curated record. Lineage: Eukaryota; Metazoa; Chordata; Actinopteri; Cyprinodontiformes; Nothobranchiidae. Gene Ontology annotation, molecular function: GTP binding; structural constituent of cytoskeleton; GTPase activity.